This is a messenger RNA of Eurytemora carolleeae, 972 nucleotides long. RefSeq lists its product as uncharacterized. The record is from RefSeq and is a predicted model, not a curated record. The coding region runs from base 202 to 972 and encodes 256 amino acids. The transcript is spliced from 9 exons. NCBI's taxonomy places the organism in Eukaryota, Metazoa, Arthropoda, Copepoda, Calanoida, Temoridae.
UUCAGUUGCCUCUGCACCAACAAAGGAAAGUUCACAUACUAAACAUCGCUUUUAUAUAUUAGCAAUUUUUUCCAACGGUUUAUAUUCAACAAAACAUGAUGUUCAGGAGAUCGGAAACUACUUGGUUAUGAUGGACCUUCCUCAGUGCAUUUAUUUGAAACAAACUUGGAAGAAAACCGCCUUGUUAAAAAUAGAAAACUUAUGUAUCCGAACAUUAUAAACAAGAUAGCCGGUGAUGUGAAACUGGAAAUGGAAACGCAAGUUUCCUUCAAAGCACUUUUGGCACAGUCUCAUAAUUUAAUGAGUCCUGAAGUGAAUCAAUUUGUUACUGUGCAUCCUGUCAUGAUGAUAACUGCCGGAUUAGUGCUCAAUGAUGAUCUUCUUUUUGUCUCUAUUGAUGAAAUCAAAACUUAUCAAGGAUCAGCCUUUGGUCUGGGAUAUCUUCCUUUUUUCAAUGUUUUGCAGAGAUUAACUGUUGAGAGUAACUUACCGAAAAUUUGGACUGCAUCAAUAAAUUCUGCAAUGCUGUUGAGGAUAAAAAUUAAAACUCUGGUUCCUCAAGCAAAUUUGAAAUUUGUAAUUAAACAAAUGGGUACAAAGGAUGCAUACUAUUUUGGAAAACCGAUUCUAUCAUUUCAUGGUCACUAUUCCAUAAAUAAUCAGGAAUUUGUGCAAAGUUCAAAAAUGGCUCCAUCAGGUGAACUAUCACAUGGUGGUUGGCAGAUAAAUUACCCAAACAUGAUGGGAUAUCAUCAAUGUUUAAAAACUUAUUGCACUACAGAUGAUAUUAGUGAUACAGAUUUUAUCAGCAUAUCUGUUCCCAUAACAUUUCUGGGGUUUAGACAAGACGAAGCUAAUGUGAACAAAAAGUUUGAAUACUUUAUUGAGUUGGGAUAUGGAACCCAAAGAUACUCUGAAACUGCAGAAGCCUUUGAAGAACUUCCUCAUUUAUUGAAAAUAGAUUUCGAUUAA